Messenger RNA from Xenia sp. Carnegie-2017, 1407 nucleotides. RefSeq names its product zinc finger protein 501-like. NCBI's taxonomy places the organism in Eukaryota, Metazoa, Cnidaria, Anthozoa, Malacalcyonacea, Xeniidae. The record is from RefSeq and is a predicted model, not a curated record. Gene Ontology annotation, cellular component: nucleus. The transcript has 4 exons. Bases 52 to 1239 code for a protein of 395 amino acids.
GGAAAGAUUGUAUAUUGCAUUGAUGGUAAGGAUCUUGCUCAAGGUAAUUGGAUGACAUUUGUGAAUUGUGCAAGAUUUGAAGAAGAACAAAAUAUAAUUGCAUAUCAAUAUAAUGGAGAAAUUUACUACCGAGUUUAUAAAGAGAUUGAAGCCGAUAAAGAAUUGCUUGUUUGGUAUGGAGAUGAGUAUGCUGAACAGUUGGGAAUAUCGUUGUUUGAUGAGGAAGAUAAUGACAAGCAUCAGUUUGAAGUUGGAGGUCACAGCUGUAGACACUGUGGAAGGAUGUAUACUUAUCCCGAUUAUUUAGAAAAACAUUUAAAACGAUGUCCAAUGCUUGUUUGUACGAAUCCCUGGGAAUGUCCACGUUGUGGUCGAAAGUACAGUAGUGAAGACUAUCUAAAUGUUCACAUGAAAAAUGAAUGCGGAAAAAAUCCACGAUUAAAACGACAUGUGAGGGUUCAAACAGGAGAGAAACCUUAUCAUUGCAAACAUUGUGGUAAAAUAUUUAGACAGCUUUCUAAAUUGAAUAAACAUGUUAGGAUACAUACUGGAGACAAACCUUACCAAUGUGAAAAUUGUGGUAAAAGAUUUACACAGCUUGGUACCUUAAAACGUCAUGGUAUGAUACAUACAGGAGAGAAACCUUAUAAAUGUGAACAUUGUGGUAAAACAUUUUCACAGAAUUGUGAUUUGAAUAAACACCUUAGGAUACAUACAGGAGAGAAACCUUAUGAAUGUGAACAUUGUGGUAAAACAUUUUCACAGAAUUGUGAUUUGAAUAAACACCUUAGGAUACAUACAGGAGAGAAACCUUAUCAAUGUCAACACUGUGGUAAAACAUUUACACAGCUUUGUAACUUAAAAAGUCACGUAAUGAUACAUACUGGAGAGAAACCUUAUCAAUGUGAACAUUGUGGUAAAACAUUUACCCACAAUAGUGCCUUGAAUAGACACGUUAGGAUACAUACAGGAGAGAAACCUUAUGAAUGUGAAGAUUGUGGUAAAACAUUUUCACAGAAUUGUGAUUUGAAUAAACACCUUAGGAUACAUACAGGAGAGAAACCAUACCAAUGUGAACAUUGUGGUAAAACAUUUACAGAGCAUGGUAACUUAAAACGUCACAUAAAGAUACAUACAGGAGAGAAACCCUAUCAAUGUGAACACUGUGGUAAAAGAUUCGCAACGCGUGGUAGCUUGAUUCGACACGUAAAGAUUCAUGCUGGUAAGAAAACUUUAUAAUGUGGAUAGAUAUUUACAAGGAUUGAUUCACAGUAACGUUUACAAGAAGAGGAGGAGUGGGGCUUAACUUUUAUAACCGAAAAAACGUUAUACAAGUUAUCUUUACGGUUAAAUUUUGGGUUAAGGUUAUGUUGAGGGUUAGGGUUGAAAAAAUUUUUAUAAAUUUUC